ACUACACAUUUGUGCCGUCCACUGCUCAGCGGGUGCAGACGUGGAUGGCAGACGAGGGCAUACGGGACACGAGAGCGCCUGCGGGUGGCUAGAGACAGCGGAUGGACGACGCAGAGAGGGACGACAUUCAGGACACCCUCGAUGAGGAGGGCCGCGAGGGUGGGGCCAGGGAGGGGGGGGUGGCAGACGAGGCAGUCAGAGAGCCUGAUCUUCCAGGGGAGGAGGUGGCGAUGACAUCGAGAGGCGUUGGUCGAGCGGGUCCCGCUCCUAGGGCGCCGCGACCUGAGUUGGACCGCGCGAGGAGGGAGAAGAGGACAGUGGGGCAGGCUGCCGUGGAGGUGCCAGACAUGGGCAGGCAGAAGAGGGCUCGGCAGACCAUGAUUGACGAGAUGUACGCCAGGGAGAAGUUGGCCGAGUUCACAGACGCGUGGCUUCAGGGGAUCUACGUGAAGAAGUUUCCAUUCAACGCCUUCCGUGGUCCAGAGUUCCAGAAGGUGCGGCAGGCAGCAGAGAGAGUGCCUCGCUCUAUCCAGUUCCGGUUUUCCUCCUACAGGGUUACAGCGGGCACCGGUAUCCCUUCGCAGAGGGCGAAGGUGGCGACGAUGGUGAGCGGGGUGCGCGCCACUUUUCGGCACAGCGGUGCCACUAUCCUUUCCGACGGGAGGAAGUCGCGUAGCGGCAAGCCGCUUGUGAACUUCCUCGCCAGGGGCGUACGCCACCGUCGCACGCCGACGGGACGUGUUGGAAAGCAUGUUGCACGGGGAUGCUUGGGCACGCAUCCCGUGGGAUCGCGCCACAUAUCUUUGGCGCAGUGGGUGCAGCAGCAAAUCCGGGACGGGGAGUUUUGGCAGCGUGUCCAGUACGCCAUCCUAGUCAUGUCGCCCGUCCACCAGCUGCUGCGCAGGAUGGAUAGAGGUGGGAUGAUGAUGUCCGUCGUUUACGAGUGGAGUCAGCAUCUGCUGCACUUGAUGAGGAGGGUGGACGUGCCGGAGGACAUGAUCGAGCCGUGCGUGCAUGAGGUUGCCAUCCGCAACCUCCACAUGCUAGAGCCCGCACAUGCCACGGCCCACCUCCUCAACCCUCGUCGACGGUCCCUCACGUAUUACCAUUCGCUGCAGACGACGGCCGACGACCGUCGUGUGGUCGAGGAGUGCGACAAGUUUCUCCUGGCGCAGACCGGCGGCGAUCCGGUCGGCUUAUUGUACAGGACCGUGAGGGACCAUAUGAGGGCGUUCCACUCGAGGCGAGGGGAUUGGGGAGAUCGUGACCUCUCCGAUGCCGAGGCGGCCGAUUGCAGGGGGGACAGUGAGACUGAGCGAUGUGCAGCGUGGUGGUUUGAGCAUGGACGUGCCCACCCGGAGUUGCGCACCAUCGCCAUCCGUGCCAUGCACUUGUGGACGUCUGCCUCUCCAGCGGAGAGGAACUGGGCGGACAGCACGGUGAGGCGCUGCAAGCUUGGGUUCGCCAAGCUUGCACAGCUGGUUGAGAUUGCCACCAAUCUCAAACUGGCCCCAUGCGCACAGCAGGGUGGUGGCUACGUGUUGCCAUGGGUUAUGGGGACCGGUCGGGGGGGGACGGCGGCAGAGGAGGAGGAUGAGGAAGAUGUGGAGCCCGAGGUGUGGGGAGCGCGACCUGAUGGCAGUGUUCUCGAGCAGGAGAUCCAGCGGCAGAUUGUCGCUUUCCAUGACGAUAUCGACGACGACUGGACUGACGAUGAUGACACGCCGCUGAGUAGCGACCCGACGGCUGAGCGAGUGUACUUCACUUACGGCGGGGGUCGUGACGGCAUGGAUUCAUUCACAUCAGUUAUCACUGGUGAUGUGUCGUCGACCGCGCAGGCGAGUGGCAGCAGCAGAGCCGGCGGUGGUGGUGGAGGACGUUCGCAUUCGGAGGUUCGCGUGGACGACUUGGGGGAUCAGCAGCCACGGGGAGGUCUUCGGCAUACAGGCAGGCGUUGGGAGGUUAGGAGCGACAACGAGGCCGAGGGGGAGGCCGAGGAUGAGGAGGUGCCCCUUCACGAUCGUCGCUUCUCUCCCUCCCAUCAUCCGAUCUCUGCACAGCCCGAGGCACUUAGGCGUUCGAAGAGGUUGGCGUCGGCAGCAGGCAGAGACCGGACACAUGACGGCGAGGAUCGUGGGGGGGAGAGGACUCCUUCCGACGCCGGUAUCCGCCCCCGCUCGCCAUUGGUGCUCCGCACACAGGACUUCGACGUCGUAGGGCUUGGCGGGAGCUUGGCAGAUUUCAGUGUCGAGGGACGUCGACGUGCCUCACCGCAGGAGGUGCGCACAGACGCGGACGUUGAGCGGGGCCCUGUUGAGACUGAGGAGGCGAGGGAUGCCCGUUUGGACCGAGAGGAGGAGCGGCUGAGGAGUUUGCUAUGGUGGGAGGGUCGGUUCGCGUUUCUCGACGAGCAACGUCGGCAAAGGGACUUGGAGACAGGAGGGGGGGGGCGCCGUGACGUCGCUGAGGAGGCGGUUCAGGGGGAGUUCGAUUAUGAGGGGCAGGAUGCCGCCGCGGGUGGUGGGUCACAUGGUGGACGACGAGGCGACGAGGAGACCGCGGGUGUCCCUGAGGGGCAGGAUGUUGUCUUGGGCAGUGGGUCCCCUAGUGUCCCUGAGGGGCAGGAUGUUGUCAUGGGCCGUGGCGACAGCGAGACCGCGGGUGAUGAGGGACAGGGUGCCGCAGUGUGCAGCAGAGGAGAGGGUGGACCCGAUGGAGAUGGGGAUACCGCAGGUGUCGGUGGAGAAGAUGGACCGGACAGCGACGACGACGAAGACCACGGUCCCGAGGACGAUCCGUAUAGGCUCGCCUUGGUGUUGAGGGACCCUGCAGUGCCUCCCUUGCGCCUUGACGACACACCGCACACUUUCUUCGACGCCGACGCUUUGGCGCAUGCCGGCGUUAGAGGGAGGGAGUCCGGUGCGGGUGAGGUGGGGUCCGGCAGACCCAACGACGGCGGCAGAGAUAGUGCAGGAUCGAUGCCUCCACCACCCGCACAGACUCCGGAGGCCAGGGUCGACACCGGGGACCGGACGGUGGCACCCGGAGUUGCGCACAGUGGCGGUUCCCCGCCGCCAGUCCGAGGAGGUGUGGGUGGUGGAUGGUCAGCUGUUCGUCGGGUCGGGGACCGGUUGCGGGCGGAUUACGACGCCGGGAGGGGCGUCUUCACGGGACGUACGCCUGUUCAGAUGCAGGCUACGGAGGGUGGGUCCGGACGUCCGAGCCUGCAGAUGGCAGGCCGCAUGCUUGGUUUGUCACGAGCGGAGACGAGGAGAUCAUUGGUCCUCGAGGCCGCAGGGACAUCCACGCACAGGCUGCGGGGAGAGCAGUUCACAUCGGGCGAGGAGGGGUUGUUGAUGCAUCCCGGGAUGAGACGACAUCAUGGACUCUCGGAGGUUGAGGCUCGACUCGCUGCAGGGGUCGCCGCUGGGCAGGCAGCAUUGGACGCAAUUCAGAGGGAGAGAGAGAGGGGGAUUGCUGCACAGGCGGAGGAGGACGAGGACACAGACACUGAGUCCGAGCCGAUCAAGACUGCGGCCCGCAGACACAGGGCACAGGUGGCCGCGGCGGCUGCUGCAGCACAUGCAGCAUAUGUCAGCGGGGCACGGGGCACAGUGCCGGAGGGAGAGGAGGGCGCCGGGGAGGACCGCAUGGCCGUACGUCCUCUGGGAGAGGCCGCGCGCGCUCUGGUGGGAGAUGACGACGUCCGUGAUGCGAGAUAGGGAUGACGUGCUAAUGAAUGUGUUCUUACAUAAAUGAUGUGCUAAUGAAUGUCCAUCAGUCUC
This is a messenger RNA of Chara braunii, 3785 nucleotides long. NCBI's taxonomy places the organism in Eukaryota, Viridiplantae, Streptophyta, Charophyceae, Charales, Characeae. The record is from the annotation of a GenBank genome assembly.